GAACACGUUUAAGACCAAGGAUGCAGAAACUAUGCUCAGGUCAUAUAAAACAUGUAUGUGUCAGAUAUAUUGCAAGCAUAAAAAAAUGAUGAAAACUGCUCAUUCAUUGUCAUAUCAUCGUGAUGCGUAUAUGAUGUUUGUGUAGUUAAGAGAGAGAAAGAUACUGCAAUUUUGAGAGGGUUUUGGGAUGCGAGCCUGUUGGGAGGCGCUAGGGACAUUGCCGACCGGUGAAUCUCGUCACUGGACCGACGACGGAGUAUGGGUAAGGCGUCAACAAUCUAGAGGACCAAUCGAUGACUACAGAACAACGACAACAAACAGACCGCACAAGGAACGGCGGCCUGCGGAUCGACGCACAUGGAGACCGGCGUCAAACUGGCGCCCAACUGAUCGACAGUCGUGGAGAAGCACGGAUUGGAGUCGGAGUAUCGCAGCAACAGACCGUAGAUGGAGAGGAGACUGGCGUCAGAACUGCACAAAAGCUUGCUCACAGAACAGUAUGGGCCUCUACAAUGGAGUACGCAGAUUGGAAAAUUGGCGAAAUAAUUCCAGUAGAUCCGCGAGGGAGAUAUGGCAGAUGAGGUUUUCUGAGGAAGGAAAUCAAGGUUAGCCUCAUACACAGCUUCAACCAAACGAGUACAGAGGUUCUCUCUUGAUUGAAAGUAAUUCAUUUUCAAUUGAGACCAAAAAAAUUAGCUUCAGUUCAACUUCUAAUGCUUUGAGGAUUAAUCAAUUCAAAAAAAACUUUGAUUGUUCUAUUUCUUUUGAUAUGGAUGGAGCUCACUGGUUUUGCGAUGCUUUUCGACAACUUCAGUCCGGAAAUACUUGGCACUUCACUAGGUAUGAAAACUCUCGAAAGAUCUGUUUAUCUAUGGAAAAUAAUAGAUGUGGAGGAUUUAUAUGUUUAGUGGCUUUUUAGAAUGGGAUUAACACCACUAUUAUAGUGCCUAAAGGGUGGAAAGGCAAAGGCUUUCAUAUGUUCUAUUGUGCUCUUCUUCGUGAGCGGGACAUUCUAAAAGAAGCUAAAAAUAGAGUUUCACAUAACUCUUUGGAGGAUUUUGGGGUUCUUUGUGCAAGCUCUGAGAUUGAGGAAUAUGAUUUGGGGAGUUUUAUAUCAAUUUCAUCUUUGAUUUUUCAUGAAGAUUUAAUCCAUAAUGGUUACUCUUCUUCUACCGGGUCAGAAAUUUGUUCUAUUAAAACUGAGAACUUGGUGAAGGGAGAUACUCAAGAGGGACUAAUAGAGAUUAAUGGGGAGAAAGUUUAUAGUGCAGAUGCAAUUGUCGAAGAAAAGCCGCUUCAGGCCGCUUACCCUUCUUCUGAUGGGCGGGAGAUUGGAGAUACCGAUGAGGCAAAUGAUGAUGAAAUCACUUAUAUUAGGAGAGAAUUGACAGCCAGGGAGCUACUGGAUCGUAUAACUGAUCCUGUAGUGAGCUUCACCGGCUAUCGAAUUGAACCAAUUAGGAGGAGUGCUCGUAUUAAAGCUAAACAAUUGUCUGGGCAUUAGAUUCGCUUGGGGGUUCUAUUCUUAUUGCAGGGAUUUUUUCAUCAAGGUACUUGCGCUUUUGGGGGUGUCAAGGUGCUGGAUUGCAAAAGCUUAUACUGGGAUGUCAAGCUCUUUGGGUUGCCAACAUCUGGAGCAAUUGGGAUUAUGUUCUCUGCUUUUCUUCCACUAGCAAUUUUUUUAUCGUCUUUAGCUUUUGCAUUUCUUACUUUCUUCCUUCAUUUACUUUUGUACUUCUCAUCAAUAAAAUUGGUUUUUGAUCCAAAAAAAAAAAAGAUGUUUGUGUAGUUGUGACCGAUUACACAUCAUGUUACUGAUAUAAUUGCACAAACCUAUUUCAAUAUGCUCGCAUCUUCUGGUGUAAUACUCGAUUUUAAUAUAAGAGCAUUAAUAGUACUACUCAU
Messenger RNA from Cuscuta epithymum, 1905 nucleotides. The record is from the annotation of a GenBank genome assembly. Lineage: Eukaryota; Viridiplantae; Streptophyta; Magnoliopsida; Solanales; Convolvulaceae.